UCGGAGCGCAGCCGAGCUUGGGCAUCACAAACCUGCGUUCGGGGGAAAGGGGCACACACAGCACUUUUUUUUUUUGUUGCGACUUUAACUAAUGUUCCAGUUAUCCUGCUGUGACUAACCUCAAAACGAUGGCCGACGCGGACUUUCUGAAAGCCGCCGGUCUCUGAGUAGCUCGGGACCCCCGGGGGGGGAUCCUCCGUCCGGUUCCAGGGACGACCCCUCAAUCAUUCCCUGCGACUGGAGUUGUUAAGACAUGGUCAUUACACCGUAUCUGUGAUGGUUGUGUGAGCCGGAGGAAGUGUGCUGCUCAGCUGCCUCAGAGGAUGCUCCGGACCUGCUGGGCCCAGUGCUGCUGAGGGAGAAGCGCAGAUUCAGCAGGAGCCCCAGGGAGCCGGCAUGUCUCACCACCAAUACUACCAGCGAGGCCCCCAUGGCCGCACCCUGAGCUCCGAGGAGAGGAGCUCCACGCCCAUCAACAAGACCUCUACUCCAACACACAAGAGCGCCUCCUCUUCUUCCUCGUCCCAGCGUGACAGCCGGCAGGAGGCAGACAGCUGGGAAAUCAUCGAGGGGCUGAAAAUCGGUCAGAGCAACGUCCAGAGGCCAGAUAAACAUGAGGGCUUCAUGUUGAAGAGGCGAAAAUGGCCCCUGAAAGGCUGGCACAAGCGCUUUUUUGUUCUGGACAAUGGUAUCCUGAAGUACUCCAAGUCCCCCAUUGAUAUCCAGAAAGGCAAACUGCAUGGAAGCAUCGAUGUUGGUCUUUCCGUCAUGUCCGUCAAGAAGAGGGCCCGCCGCAUUGACCUGGACACCGAGGAACACAUCUAUCACCUGAAGGUCAAAUCCCCAGAUAUCUUUGAUGCCUGGGUGUCCAAGUUGCGUCACCACCGGCUGUACCGUCAGAAUGAGAUUGUGCGAUCACCCCGGGAUGGCACCAUCCGAACUUUUCCUCCCUCAGCUGCUAUGGAGUCCCCCCAGCCAGCCCCCACUGCAGGACAUGAAACCAAGCAGGCCAAGCCUAGCAGCCUGCCGUGGCAGCAGGUGGCCCCCAGCAGCAGCAGCAGCAACAGUCUGCCCGCCUCCUACAGCAAUGGCCAAAGCAAGGUGGCAGCAUGGCUGCAGGAGUCGGAGGAGAUGGACAAGUGCGCAGAAGAGCUCGCACGCUGCCAGUCCAACCUGAUUGAGCUCAGCAGAUUACUGCAGAGUCUGGAGAUCCUACAGAGGACUCAGUCUGCACCCAACUUCACUGACAUGCAGGUCCCCCUUUCUGCCAGUAUGUCUCCUGUCCGCCUCCACUCCUCCAACCCAAACCUGUGCGCUGAACUGGGGGACUUCCAGACACCUGUCUCACGGAUGACAGACAGUACAGAGUGCACCAGCGACUACAUUAAACUGCAGGAGGACUUCUGCACCAUCGCCCAGAAAGUCCACUCUCUUCUUAAGUCAGCCUUCAACACGGUGGCCAUAGAGAAAGAGAAGAUCAAACAGGUUCUGUCCGAGCAGGAGCAGUUAAGCCAGGCGGCUCAGAUCAACACCCUCAGGAAGUCUCUAUCACAGGCCCUGUCCCAAAAUGUUGAGCUUCGGACCCGACUCAACCGCAUCCACUCCGAGUCCGUCCUGAACGAGCAGGUGGUCAGUGUGAACAUCAUCUCCACGCCUGACGAGGCAGGCGAACAGAUGGGAAUCCCUCUAACUCAACAGGCCUCCAAUGAGAGCCGGCUCUCCAUGUCGGAGUCCGUCUCCGAGUUCUUUGAUGCCCAGGAGGUGCUUCUGUCUGCCAGCUCGUCAGAGAACGAGGCCUCAGACGAUGAGUCAUACGUCAGUGAUGUGAGCGAUAACAUUUCAGAGGACAACGCCAGUGUGACUGAUAACGUCUCCAGACAAAUGGCCAACGGAGACUUUGCCGGCAGUGCUUUCCGUAACGGGCGGCGCACCUGCCUGCCGGCGCCCGCUCCAGACACCAGCAACAUCAACUUGUGGAACAUCCUGAGGAACAACAUCGGGAAGGACCUGUCCAAGGUGUCCAUGCCCGUGGAGCUCAACGAACCCCUCAACACCCUGCAGCACAUGUGUGAGGAGCUGGAAUACAGCGAGCUGCUAGACAAGGCCGCCGAGACUGAGGACCCCUACGAACGCAUGGUCAUCGUCGCUGCUUUUGCAGUCUCAGGCUACUCAUCUACCUACUACAGAGCAGGAAGCAAGCCAUUCAACCCAUUACUCGGAGAGACCUAUGAAUGUAUCCGGGAAGACAAGGGCCUUUGUUUUUUUGCUGAGCAGGUGAGCCACCACCCACCCAUCUCAGCUUGCCACUGUGAGUCCAAGAACUUCACCUUCUGGCAAGAUGUGAGGUGGAAAAACAAAUUCUGGGGGAAAUCAAUGGAGAUUCUACCAAUUGGCACAGUCAAUGUUAUGCUCCCAAGGUAUGGCGAUCACUACGAGUGGAACAAAGUCACCACCUGCGUGCACAACAUCCUGAGCGGGAGGCGUUGGAUUGAACACUACGGGGAGAUCACCAUACGGAACAUCAAGGGCAGCGCAUGCCUCUGCAAACUCACCUUCGUCAAGGGAAACUACUGGAGCUCUAAUGUGAACGAGGUUCAAGGGUUUGUGAUGGAUCAGGAGGGGAAGGUGGUCCACAGGCUUUUCGGGAAAUGGCAUGAGGGCGUUUACUGCGGUGUCCCGCCAUCUGCCAAAUGCAUCUGGAGGCCAGGCUCCAUGCCCACAGACUAUGAGCUGUACUAUGGCUUCACCAGGUUUGCCGUUGAGCUGAAUGAGCUUUGCCCUGAGUUGAAAGAUGCACUGCCGCCUACAGAUGCCCGAUUCAGACCAGAUCAAAGGUAUCUAGAAGAGGGAAACUUAGAGAUGGCAGCCUCAGAGAAGCAACGCAUUGAGGACCUGCAGAGGGCCAGAAGGAAAUGCAACGAUGAGAACAACAUCAAACACCAGCCCCGCUUCUUCAAGAAAGUGGUCGAUGCCAAUCAGAGGGAGAGGUGGGUCUCUAACAACACUUACUGGGAACUUCGCAAGAACCCAGGCUUCAUCAACAUGGAAUCCACUAUAAUGCUGUGGUAGCACAAGGUUUGCUACCGACACCAUAUCAUCAUCGCAGCUAUGAUACCUGUGCACAACAAGGUGUUGAGAGAAACAUGUUAAUGACAACACUUUGUGUGCACGGAUACAAGUGACUGCAGAACGGAGAGGUGACCAAUUGCCAAGCGACCCGUUGCGGUUCUGUGGUGGUGCAGUCAUCCUUCCUCCAGGAUCACCUUCAUUGUGCUUGCAGAAAGCUGGGUUGUCAGUGCAACAAGCUUACCAAUCUAACGUAGACCUGUCCUAAGACGUUUUGACUCCUGAGUAUGUCCUUGCCUUAAAAAAAGUCACCUAUUCACAUCACUCACUUUAGCGCUUUUUAGUAAAAAAAAGCCAUUUGAUUUCUGGGAGCGGUUUGGUUUAGAUUAGUCUCUGAAUUAGACCAUUUGGGUACCUAUUGUACUGUAUGUAUUGUGCAUGUUUAGAGUGCAGCUUUUAUUGGCAUACGCCAUAUUUACUAUAUCAACUUCAUUUGUUGUAGAAAAAAAAAGGUAUUUUUGUAAAAUAUCUGGGACUUGUAGAAUUUACUAAAAUAGUGAAGUGUGAAUUGGCGGUUUCUGUUUAUUUUUGCCUUCUGCUGUUGUUGAAUCUAUAUCAUAGCAGUACUGUCUCUUGGGGAGCAUAUCUUUUAAAAAGAAUUUUUAUCGGCAGUUAUGAUAAAUGGAAAUAUUUUCCCAAGACUAGCUUCCAAAGCCUAACAUAAACUCAUAACUGUAGCUGGGAGGAGAAUAACUUUUAAGAUGCUGUCGUUAUGUAUAAAAUACCAUUAUCUCUCAGCUCUGGAAACACUUAAAAAGACUUUAAAAAGAUUUAAUUUUUUCUUUUUUUUUUUUUAACUUAAAGCUCUUAUUUUUGUGGAGAUGAAAUCUCUUUAAUUCUCUGUUUGGAGUCCGGUAUCUCCCUCAUGCCGUGUUGGGAUUCCACGCCUGAGUGUGAACACAAGAGAUGUGCUGGGGUCACUUGGCCCGUUGCCCGAGACCCACAGUCUAAUUUCAGAACUCGGUCAUACAGAACUUGGUCACACCAGGUAAAGACCGCCUGUCUGCACGACGUUAAUUCACGCCACACCUAGCGGGCCUGAGCGUAGAACACGCCACGGUGCAAAAAGUCUUCUUCUCGGUGCCACUUCCUGGAAACCGGUGAAGUGACACUAAAAACUAUGAGACAUAAUGAAGCAGCGGGCGUCCGGGUAGCGUGGCGGUCUAUUCCGUUACCUACCAACACGGGGAUCGCCGGUUCGAAUCCCCCUGUUGUCUCCGGCUUGGUCGGGUGUCCCUACAGACACAAUUGGCGGUGCCUGCGGGUGGGAAGCUAGAUGUGGGUAUGUGUCCUGGUCGCUGCACUAGCGCCUCCUCUGGUAGGUUCGGGGGCGUGGGGAGGGGGAACUGGGGGGAAUAGCGUGAUCCUCCCACGCGCUACGUCCCCCUGGCGAAACUCCUCACUGUCAGGUGAAAAGAAGCGGCUGGUGACUCCACAUGUAUCGGAGGAGACAUGUGGUAGUCUGGCCCUAUGACGGCCUGGCGGCCUGUCCGGGGUGUCUCCCCGCCUGCCGCCCGGUGACUGCUGGGAUAGGCUCCAGCAUCCCGUGACCCUGAGAGCAGGAUAAGCGGUUUGGAUAAUGAAUGGAUGGAUGGAUGGAUGGAUGGAUGUGGUAGUCUGCAGCCCUCCCCGGAUCGGCAGAGGGGGUGGAGCAGCGACCGGGAUGGCUCGGGUGAUUGGCCAAGUACAAUUGGGGAGAAAAGGGGAGAACCCCCCCCCCCCAAAAAAAAAAACAUAAUAAAGCAGCCUGAGUGUUUCCCAUAAAGUUUUUUUUUUUAAUAUAAUUGUAGAAGUUGAGCCAAAGACAUUUUGGGCUUUCUAAUCUCUGUACAGACGUGGUUGCUGAUGUGAAAGGGUUCAAUUCCCCAGAGUAUUUACUGCUAUGACAUGGGCCUCUGCAAAGCACCGACUACUUCUCACGCAUUAUAUCGUCAUAGAGAGAAAAAAACAAAAGUAGGCUGGCUUUAAUGUUCCAAACAGUGUCCCAUUUUUUGUGUCCCAGUGUAAGAAAGCCACACAGCUGGGGGUCCGGCAGUGGAAAACAGACCCCACAGGAGUCAGCAAGAGAUCCAUGUAGAGUGUACGGUACGUCCGGAUGAGGCGACGGAGGUCAUAACUCCCUUUGUGCAGAGGCGCGUGGAGAAGGGAGAGGGGAACUGUGAGUCAGCGGCGAUGUAUGUCCAAAACAAUGUGGAGCAAACUUCAUCCUGUGCGCACCGUUGUCGUAGUACUGUAGAGCACCACCCGAAAAAAAAGGUAGCUACGCUUUCGCACCCAUAUACUUCAGUUGUACUUACUUUUGCAGACAGCGUGUACUUUUUCUGUUCACGUACUCAGAGCUACGACUUGUCAGCAUCGGUCCCACUUGCUGUGCCUUAACGCAUUUUACUAAUGCCUCACACCCACACAUAUACACACAUACAGACACACACACACACACACACACACACACACACACACCACUGACGAGAAACCCCACGCCAAGAAGGUAUGCCAUUUACGUUCCAACCCAGAACAUUAUAUGUAGAAUCCGCCCGCAUCAGAGGUCCAUAUUUAUAGACAGGAAAUGAGGGACUGGCCGAGGACAGAAUGUAUUACCAUUUGCGAUCAUUAAGGGAGUUGUGUUGACACGGGACAUUGUGCGAAGACAUGGGAAAUGAUUGUUCAUCUGACUGUAACAUGCUCUGAAUAUUAAAGAGGUUCCUCAUGGUUCUGUUACCCCGUCCU
Molecule: messenger RNA, 5853 nt
Organism: Lampris incognitus (smalleye Pacific opah)
Lineage: Eukaryota; Metazoa; Chordata; Actinopteri; Lampriformes; Lampridae
Gene: osbpl6
Product: oxysterol binding protein-like 6
Exons: 22
Coding region: 397-3069 (890 amino acids)
Cellular component (GO): intracellular membrane-bounded organelle; cytosol; perinuclear endoplasmic reticulum
Molecular function (GO): cholesterol binding
Source: RefSeq, a predicted model, not a curated record